Molecule: messenger RNA, 777 nt
Organism: Spea bombifrons (plains spadefoot toad)
Lineage: Eukaryota; Metazoa; Chordata; Amphibia; Anura; Pelobatidae
Gene: C11H10orf95
Product: chromosome 11 C10orf95 homolog
Exons: 1
Coding region: 98-748 (216 amino acids)
Source: RefSeq, a predicted model, not a curated record
UCAUCUAGAAGAAGCACAAGAAAAUGGUAAUGUAAAGAGAUCUUCAAGUUCAGAAUGAAGAGUUACCAGGGAUGCCGGUUCCAGAACUUGUUCUAGAAUGUUCCACUAUGGUUACCGGCCACAUGAAUAUUACACAAUGUUUCUCCCUCGGAGCGUGCCUUACUCGAGAAGUGCCUAUGCAGAUGUAAGCUCUGGUUUUGGGCUGCCCCCCAUACAAAUUCACAACUUUAGCAGCCGCCCGUUUGCUUUUGUUGGAGAUGAGACAUCCUAUCCGCAUAACAUUUCAAACGGACGCAUUGAAUAUCACCAUUUUUACGGGGUCAACCCAUUAUAUAAUAUGCCAAACUGGUAUUACCCCAGUUAUAACCCUGGGCCAGCGUACGAUCCCUUCCUAAACUACAGGGAGCCGCAGGCUUACCCCAAACCUCCAGUUGAUGCGUGGCCGGAGGGUUUCACUAUGAAAGGAGAGCUUCACUGGGGCAAACUGGAGCGGAUUUUUGGGGUAAAGCGUAACCUUCCCGACUUUGUUAAAGACGACCUUCGCAGAGUUUACGGAACUUACCCGAGAACAUUUGUUGCCAUAACUUACCAGAACGGAGAGUACCUUGUUAAAGGUGAUCCCAAAGUUGGUGAGCAGGAAUAUACUGUGGAGAAGAAAGUCAUUAGGAGGCAACCUACGCCCACCGACUCCGAGGAGGACAUCAGCGAUAAACAGAGCAAGAGGAAAAAGAAGAAGUCAAGGAGGUGAAAUCAUUCCAGGUUUUUGAAGAGCGAGGG